Microtus ochrogaster (prairie vole) is the source of this 1010-nucleotide messenger RNA. Its product is annotated as olfactory receptor 51E1. Gene Ontology annotation, molecular function: olfactory receptor activity; G protein-coupled receptor activity. NCBI's taxonomy places the organism in Eukaryota, Metazoa, Chordata, Mammalia, Rodentia, Cricetidae. The record is from RefSeq and is a predicted model, not a curated record. Gene Ontology annotation, cellular component: plasma membrane. Gene Ontology annotation, biological process: G protein-coupled receptor signaling pathway.
AAAGGCAUCCUAAGCUUCAACCUCCAGGGUGCUGGCUACACCUCAGUUCCUUCAGUAUGGUGGCCAUCAACAGCAGUGAACCCAGUGCCACGUAUUUCAUCUUAAUAGGACUCCCAGGAUUAGAAGAGGCUCAGUUCUGGUUGGCUUUCCCACUAUGCUCCCUCUACCUUAUUGCUGUGCUAGGUAACUUGACAAUCAUCUACAUUGUGAGGACAGAGCACAGCCUCCAUGAGCCCAUGUAUGUCUUUCUCUGCAUGCUUUCUGGCCUAGACAUCCUCAUUUCCACCUCAUCUAUGCCAAAAAUGAUGGCCAUUUUCUGGUUCAAUUCCACUACCAUCCAGUUUGAUGCUUGUCUGGUACAGAUGUUUGCCAUCCAUUCCCUGUCUGGCAUGGAGUCCACAGUGCUGCUGGCCAUGGCCUUUGAUCGCUAUGUGGCCAUCUGCCACCCUCUACGCCAUGCCACUGUGCUUACAUUGCCUCGUGUUGCCAAGAUUGGCAUGGCUGCUGUGGUCAGGGGUGCUGCAUUAAUGGCACCCUUACCUGUCUUCAUCAAAAGAUUGCCUUUCUGCCGUUCUAAUAUCCUUUCUCAUUCCUACUGCCUACACCAAGAUGUCAUGAAGUUAGCCUGCGCUGACAUCCGUGUCAAUGUCAUCUAUGGCCUCAUUGUUAUUAUCUCUGCCAUUGGCUUGGACUCACUUCUCAUCUCCUUAUCGUAUUUGCUCAUCCUUAAGACUGUGCUGGGCUUGACACGUGAAGCCCAGGCAAAAGCGUUUGGCACUUGUGUCUCUCAUGUGUGUGCUGUUUUCAUAUUCUAUGUGCCUUUCAUUGGUCUGUCAAUGGUGCACCGUUUUAGCAAGAGGCGUGACUCUCUCCUUCCUGUCAUUAUGGCUAACGUCUAUCUGCUCAUUCCUCCUGUGCUCAACCCCAUCGUCUAUGGAGUGAAGACAAAGGAGAUCCGGCAGCGCAUCCUGCGUCUUUUUCUCACAACCACACACUCUUCAGAUCACUAG